Molecule: messenger RNA, 1746 nt
Organism: Lachancea fermentati
Lineage: Eukaryota; Fungi; Ascomycota; Saccharomycetes; Saccharomycetales; Saccharomycetaceae
Source: the annotation of a GenBank genome assembly
AUGUCAGCAAUAUCCGAUAGUGAUACGGAAACCGAGGUUGUUUCAAGAAACCUUUGUGGAGUUGUUGACAUCGGCUCCAAUGGUAUUAGAUUUAGCAUUUCCUCGAAAGCGUCACAUCAUGCAAGAAUCAUGCCAUGUGUGUUUAAAGAUAGAGUUGGAAUCUCUUUGUUUGAGGUACAAUAUGCAGCAAACUCCUUAGAAAAGGCUCCAAUUCCUCAGGACACUAUUAAAGAGGUUUGUGCGGCCAUGAAAAGAUUCAAACUUAUCUGUGAUGACUUUGGGGUUCCUGAGACUGGAGUUAGAGUCGUUGCAACAGAAGCAACCAGAGAGGCGAUCAACUCGAGUGAGUUUGUUGGCGCAAUUUUUGACUCUACUGGUUGGGAUGUAGAGCUUUUAACCAAAGAAGAGGAAGGUAAAAUCGGAGCCUACGGUGUCAUAUCCUCGUUUAAUUCGGUAUCUGGUCUCUACAUGGACCUGGGCGGCGGAAGCACUCAACUCUCCUGGAUCAAAUGUAUUGAUGGAGAAAUAAAGAUGUCUCCAACACCCGUUUCUCUCCCCUACGGUGCAGGCGCACUGUCCAGAAGAAUGAGAUUAGAAAAUAAAAGAGACCUUUUCAUCGAAAUUAAGGACGCUUAUCGGGAUGCACUUAACAAAAUAGAUCUGCCUCAAGAAAUGAUUGAUGAAGCUCACGUAAAAGGCGGUUUCGACCUUUUUACUUGUGGCGGAGGGCUGAGGGGAAUGGGCCAUGUCCUGUUGUCGCAAAUAAAAGAAUAUCCCAUUCAAACAAUAAUAAACGGGUUUUCAUGUUCAUACGAGGAGUUUUCGGGUAUGGCUGACUAUCUGUUUUUGAAGGCAAAACUACCUGGUUCAGACAAAAUCUUCAAAGUUUCAGAUCGCCGAGCACAACAACUUCCAGCGGUCGGUUUGUUAAUGAGUGCUGCUUUUGAAUCGCUUCCUCAGGUUAAAACUGUUCAUUUCAGCGAAGGUGGAGUGAGGGAAGGGACGCUCUACUCGAUUCUCCCAAGAGAGAUCAGAGCCCAAGACCCUCUUCACAUAGCAACUAGACCAUAUGCCCCACUUCUUGCCUCCAAAUACUUGGAGCUAUUAAGGACGGCAAUUCCAGAAAAAGAGGCUCCAAAAAUUGUUUAUACAAGAAUCGCACCUGCUCUCUGCAAUCUGGCUUUUGUUCAUGCAUCUUAUCCGAAGGAAUUGCAGCCUACCGCUGCUCUACAUGUUGCAACCACUGGUAUAAUUGCUGGCUGCCAUGGGCUAUCUCAUCGUGCUCGGGCGUUGAUCGGAAUAGCUUUGUGCAACAGAUGGGGAGGCGACAUCCCAGAACAAGAAGAAGAGCACAAAAAACUCCUGGAAGAUGUCGUUCUAAGGGAUGGAAACAAGAUUGAAAGACAAAGGAUUGUGUGGUGGACAAAGUAUAUUGGCACUAUCAUGUACGUGAUCUGUGGUGUACAUCCAGGCGGAAACAUUAGAGAUGGACUUUUCAACUUUAACAUAGAACAAAAAGAUAGGACUGACAAAGAGCUUCAAAGCUUGACUAUCGACGAGAAAAUGACUUCUUCUGGAUCUAAGAAGCGCGAAUUUGAAGUUAUUGUUAGAAUAAGUAGAGAUGAUUUGAAAACCAGUGCUUCUGUUAGGGCAAGAAUUAUAACGCUGCAGAAGAAAAUAAGGAAACUUUCCCGAGGAAGUUCCGAGAAGGUCAAAAUAGGAGUUCAGUUUUAUGAGGAUUCAUAG